Brenthis ino (lesser marbled fritillary) is the source of this 1608-nucleotide messenger RNA. The record is from the annotation of a GenBank genome assembly. Lineage: Eukaryota; Metazoa; Arthropoda; Insecta; Lepidoptera; Nymphalidae.
AUGAGUUUAGUGACAAUUUGUUAUCGUUUUGUUUUGGCAAACGUAAUUACUUUAGUGACUGCCGUGUUCGGUUGUUUGCAUAUAAUAUUCAACAUCCUGAAAAACCCCUUUAAGAACCCAUGGCCGACAAGACUUAAAUUGGAACCACCAGUAGUCCUCUCUGAUCCAAAGUAUGGAGUACAUAAAUAUAUUAAAGCAAAUUCUGUAAAAUUGCACUACGUAGAAAGCGGUGAUCCAUCAAAACCGUUGAUGCUGUUUAUACACGGUUUUCCCGAGUUUUGGUAUGCAUGGCGUCAUCAAAUUGUUGAAUUUAAUAAGGAAUAUCGAUGUGUAGCUGUUGACAUGAGGGGUUAUGGAGACUCUGAAAGACCUGAAGGCGUUCAACAUUACAAGAUUCAACUUUUGGUGGAUGAUAUAAAAGAUCUAAUUCAUCAAUUAGGUUAUGAGAAGUGUAUCCUUGUUUCACACGACUGGGGCGGUGUGAUUGCUUGUAAACUACGUGAUACAUAUCCCGAUGUACUGCAUGCUCUCGUUGUAUUGUCAAGUGCUUCUCCAAAUGUUUGGUGUCGUCAAAUAUGGUCUACGAGUGAACAAAGAAUAAAAUCUUGGUACACAUUUUUUUUCCGAUUUCCAAAAUUACCAGAGUUGAUGUUACAGAUGAAUGAUUUAGAAUUUUUAGAAAUUGCCCUUGAAAAAAAUGCCGGCAAAGUUAGUGAUGAAGACAUUGAGUGCUAUAAAUAUUGGUUUGGUAAACAAACUGGCUUAACACCACCGGUGAAUUAUUAUCGUGCAAACUUUAUGUAUUCGUGGACAGAACAAAAACAUGAUGAAAAUAUUCCAUUCUUAUUUGCGCAUGGCGAAAAUGAGAAAUACUUAAGCCGUUCUAUUUUGGAUGUAAUGAAGGAAGAAUAUGUUAAUAUUGAAACUGUAAUUCUUGAAGAUGAUACGUUACUUGUGUCACUAUAUUGUGUGGAAUUCAGGAUGUCACUGACCAUACAACAAAUCAUUUUGGAUGCUAAAAGAUUAGCUGGUCGUCUCAAAGAACGUGAGACAGAAGCAGAUGCAUUAUUGACAGAAACUCAAACAGCUUACCGACAAAUUUACACUAUUAAACAGUACAAAGAAGAGGUGGAUACACUUAAUGAAGCAUCUCGAGAGAGACCAAGGGGGGAACUUAUAGCAAGCAUGGAGCGAGAAUCUCGUUUAAUGAGGGAUGUUCAGAGAGAAAAUGGAGAGCUUAGGGCUGCUUUGGAAGAUCACAGACAAGCACUGGAGUUCAUCAUGUCGAAAUACCGACAACAUACUGAAAAGAGAGUAUGGGAGUCACGGAUAGAUUUUACUGCAGCCAUCAAUGAAAAGCAACAAGAGUUGAUUCGCCAACAGGCAGAAAGGAUUAAUGAAAUGACAAGCAUAAUGUACAAAGCAGUCAAUAUGGAUGAAAAUGGGGAAACCAGGAAAGAGGAAGAACUUUACCAAAGGCUUAUUACUGAAAAUAAGGGUCUCAGGGAGAUGUUGAAUCUGUCAAGGAGGUAUGGCUCGGACAAGUCGUACGGGCCCCCGAUGGAGGACAAGGAUGUGCAGACGGACGGGCCGCCUCUGUCAGGCGCG